Molecule: messenger RNA, 282 nt
Organism: Phyllotreta striolata
Lineage: Eukaryota; Metazoa; Arthropoda; Insecta; Coleoptera; Chrysomelidae
Source: the annotation of a GenBank genome assembly
AUGUUUAUGUCCACCCAAGAUAUAUUGAAAGCAAGAGAAAAAGAAAGGUUAGAAGCAGCUAAAAAGGACAGGGAAGAACGACUACUAGCUCUUAAAGAAUUGCUUCCAAACGCCCCGACAACGGUGAGAAGAAAACUGAACAAUUUGCUGCAAGACUUGUUCGAUAAAAAUGCUGAAUACAGCGGCAAAACCAAAACUUUUAAUGUUAUGGCUAUAAUAAUCGAUAAUCUGCAUAGAGUUCUACAAAAUACCACUUCUAUAUCCAUAUACUACGAUGAAUGA